Molecule: messenger RNA, 3349 nt
Organism: Megalobrama amblycephala (Wuchang bream)
Lineage: Eukaryota; Metazoa; Chordata; Actinopteri; Cypriniformes; Xenocyprididae
Exons: 6
Coding region: 388-2763 (791 amino acids)
Biological process (GO): protein autophosphorylation; regulation of mitotic cell cycle; negative regulation of apoptotic process
Cellular component (GO): cytoplasm
Molecular function (GO): protein serine/threonine kinase activity; ATP binding
Source: RefSeq, a predicted model, not a curated record
GAUAAAGUUGAUAAAUAUAUUUAUUUUAUGUCUAAACAAUAGCAGUUAUCGUUUGAAUUUAUCUGCAUAUCCUCGUGACCAAAACAUUCGAAAAAUCCCUUGGCAACCGGCCGACGCGUCAGCACUUGUGACGUCACAGUCUCCCACAGCCUAUAAAUGGAACCCCGCGAAAACUGAAGUUCAGUUCAUCUGUUUCUGCUGCAUCAGUCGGUCUGACUCUAGUACUGUAGUACAUCUGUGGUGAAAGUCGCUCAAAUUGUGUUAUAUCACUCGGUCUGUGUGUGUUAUAUCACUUGAUUUGUAGUUUUUCACUGAUCUGUGUGCUAUAAAAGUUAAAUCGAUUUGUGAUAAAGUUUGUGACAGAACAUCAGCGAGACAUCUGACGCAAUGGGGCAGUGCGCAUCUCACAGCUGCGUUGCGGUCCAUGAUCCUUCUGCAUGUAUGUCACCAACACCUGUCCCUGAGAGAGUAGAAAAGAAGAAGAGAGGGAGGCUGUUUAGAUGGUGUUUUUCUAGGAAAUCCAAGAAAACGCCCAUCGAAGCCCAACAGGGUCAGAGCAGAAAUUGCAGGAACCAAAAAUCUCAGAGAUGCUCUGAUGGUGAAGAUGAACAGAAGAACAACACCCAGAGCAUCAACAUUUCCAAUGAGAAUAACAUUGUACAUUCACUGGACAAAGCUGAAGAGAGCAGUGACACUAACAGUUCAGCGUUCAGCCAUGUGUCCUCCUUCAGCGGUGUGAGGGUAGUUAAAGUAGAUGUGCAUAGAGCUGAAGACAGCAGCGCCACUACACUGCACAGUCAUGUGUCUUCCUUCAGCGCUGUGGAGAAGGUUAACGUAGAUGUUCCUAAAGCUGAAGAAAACAGCAACACUGCAGUGUACAGCUGGCACAGCUGUGUAUCUACCCUCAACACUGUGCAGGAGGUUGAUGCUCUCAGACCAGAGCAAGAGGAGACCAACAUGAACAACAGUACUUCUCCAACUGUGUCAUCCAACGUGAACAACAGUAAUUCUCCAACUGUGUCAUCCAACGUGAACACCAGCACUUCUCCAACUGUGUCAUCCAACGUGAACAACAGUACUUCUCCAACUGUGUCAUCCAACGUGAACAACAGUACUUCUCCAACUGUGUCAUCCAACGUGAACACCAGCACUUCUCCAACUGUGUCAUCCAACGUGAACAACAGUAAUUCUCCAACUGUGUCAUCCAACGUGAACACCAGCACUUCUCCAACUGUGUCAUCCAACGUGAACACCAGCACUUCUCCAACUGUGUCAUCCAACGUGAACAACAGUACUUCUCCAACUGUGUCAUCCAACAUGAACAACAGUACUUCUCCAACUGUGUCAUCCAACGUGAACAACAGUACUUCUCCAACUGUGUCAUCCAACGUGAACACCAGCACUUCUCCAACUGUGUCAUCCAACGUGAACAACAGUAAUUCUCCAACUGUGUCAUCCAACGUGAACACCAGUACUUCUCCAACUGUGUCAUCCAACGUGAACACCAGCACUUCUCCAACUGUGUCAUCCAACGUGAACACCAGCACUUCUCCAACUGUGUCAUCCAACGUGAACAACAGUAAUUCUCCAACUGUGUCAUCCAACGUGAACAACAGUACUUCUCCAACUGUGUCAUCCAACGUGAACAACAGUACUUCUCCAACUGUGUCAUCCAACGUGAACAACAGUAAUUCUCCAACUGUGUCAUCCAACAACGUGAACACCAGCACUUCUCCAACUGCGUCAUCCAGUACUAAUGGGGACCUCAGCGCUCCUUUGCUAUCAGACGACAAUUUUUGGAAAACUGAGGAUGAAAUAAUCAAUUUAAGUUCAAAUGCAAAGAGAGGGAACAUCAACGAGGACUAUAAUAUUGGUAGACUUCUGGGUCAAGGAGGAUUUGGAAAAGUGUAUGAAGGAAUACGGUUGUCUGAUUCACGAAAGGUGGCACUCAAAUACGUCUUCAAGAAAGAAUGCUACGAAAAUGAGCGACUUAGUCUAUUUGGCAAACUGCUUCCAAAUGAGGUCGCUAUGAUGAUUCGUGUGAGCGAAGGCCCCAGCGUUCCCCAAAUAAUAAAGCUGCUGGACUGGUAUGAGACACGCACUGACUACAUACUGGUCAUAGAGCGGCCCACGCCUUGCAAAAAUCUGCGGCAGUAUCUAGUGAAAAAUGGUGGCAGAAUCAGCGAGUCAAAAGCACGAGUUGUGAUGCAUCAAGUUGUUACUGCUGCAAGAAUAUGCUUUGAAAGGGGAAUCUUCCACAGCGACAUCAAGCUAGAAAACCUGCUAAUCAAUGAGAACAGCUUGCAGGUCAAAUUAAUCGACUUCGGUGUUAGUAGAAGCUUCAAGACGUUUGGUUAUACGAGGUACUUUGGCACAAAACUUUACGCUCCCCCUGAAGCUUUCCGCAGAAUAAGGAGGUACCACGCCAAGCCGGCAACAGUGUAUUCUUUAGGCGUACUGUUGUUUGCCAUGCUGUUUGGGAAGUACCCUUACAAGGUGAAGCCUGAGGUCAUUGCCGACAUCUUGAGAAAAGCAGGAAUUUCCAAAGAAAGCAAAGAACUGAUAUCUUUGUGUAUGGAGACAGAUCCAACCAAGAGGAUUGACUUGGACAAGAUCCUCGACCAUGACUGGUUCCAAGUUUUGCUCCUGAAGCCGGAGAGUCAAAACGAGGAACCCAUAGUAAGUGAAUUCCCAUGCGUGGAUUCAUGCGUCCUGAGAAAAAGAAAGCUUUGCGUGGAUUCAUGCAACCUGAGAUAUAUUUAAUCCUCGCGUGCUCGGAAAAAAAUCUAUAUAUGUAUAUAGAUGCAAAUACGGGUCCAAGCACAGCUUACAUGCACUUUGGAAAAGAAGAAGAAAAAAGAUUUAUUUCAAAAAAAUAUUUAUAUAAAUUACGGGCGACUGCUGCAUAAAUUUAAACAACAACAUAAAAUCCAGGCCUGGUCCUCUCUCGUCUUGCACUGCCGUCACUCUUUUUAUCCUUCCGGAGCUCCUCCGUGAGACUCGAGACCGGUGUGGUGAGCAGGUGAUGCUCAUUUGCACUCGCUUCGUUCCCACGGCCCCGUCCUGCUUGUCACUUACCCCCUAACCUUUUCCAGCACCUAAGGGUUAGGACAGAUGAGGCGAGAGAGAAGGAGACUGAAGGAUGAGGAGACACAAGCUCACCAGCUGGGUGAACUCCUCCACGAUGCCUGGUGGUGGCGCCAGAUACCACUCGGUGGACGGCAACAACUCCUCCGCUUUGUGCACCCGGCAGUGAGUCCCCCUUUCCCACAGUGGUGAUCGAUCUUUGGCAGUGCGUUCCUCCUUCCUUCUGGGUUUCGGCUCAGGGAAGGAGGAGGAUGGAACCGGC